Molecule: messenger RNA, 6011 nt
Organism: Synchiropus splendidus (mandarinfish)
Lineage: Eukaryota; Metazoa; Chordata; Actinopteri; Syngnathiformes; Callionymidae
Product: multidrug resistance-associated protein 1-like
Exons: 31
Coding region: 352-4884 (1510 amino acids)
Biological process (GO): transmembrane transport
Cellular component (GO): membrane
Molecular function (GO): ABC-type transporter activity; ATP binding; ATP hydrolysis activity
Source: RefSeq, a predicted model, not a curated record
CACACUCAUAAACAGCGAGCAGAUCGAGCGAGAGCCAGAAAGACCCAGGAUCUCAGGAGAGCAGGAGCGGCAGCAGCAGCAGCAGUCUGAAGAGAAACUUUCCGUCAGAGCGGGAUGCUUUGUUAAAGCUCAGGGAGAAUCACUUAAAGGACUCCCCAAUAAACACUCAUCCUUCAACCUAGACAGACAGACACUACCAGGUGAAACCCAAGAACUCUGCGCUCCAGAGGAAGUUCUCAAUCCCCUCAGUCACUUUCAGCCCCCCGCACAUAAACGCACAUGCGCUCGUGCUUGAGUGGAGGAGCACGACCAAACAAGUAGAGCAUCAGAGAGGAAGGAGCGAGCGAGUGGAUGGAUGCCUUUUGCAGACUCAGUGGCCUGGACCCUCUGUGGGACUGGAACCGGACCUGGUACACAGCUAACCCUGACCUGACGCAGUGUUUCCAGAACACAGUAUUGGUGUGGGUCCCAUGUGUUUACCUCUGGCUGCUGGCUCCAUUUUACUGCCUUCACCUUUACUACCAUGACCAGGGUCGCAUUCAGAUGUCGGGCCUCUGCACCUCCAAGAUGGUGCUGGGGUUCCUGCUGGCCUCUUUCGGUUUUGUUGAGUUCUUCUAUAUUCUGUUGGAGCGAAGCCAUGAAAUCCAUCAGCACAUGGUCUUCCUUCUCAGCCCCAUCAUCCGCAGCUUGACCGUGAUUCUGACCUUGUGCAUUAUCCAGCUGGAGAGAAUAAGAGGCUGCCGUUCUUCCAUAUUCCUCUUCUUGUUCUGGGUGUUGGCACUGGUUUGCUCCCUGGUUCCUCUCAGAGCAAAGAUCCAGCUGGCCUUGGAUGAGGGAAUCGCCUCCGACCUCGUCCGAUAUCUGGCCUUCUUCUCCUACUUCUCCCUCCAACUGGCGCAGCUCUUCUUGUGCUGUUUUGCUGACCAGCCUCCUGAAGGGAAAACAGUAUUGGAAAAGAAUCCAUGUCCCGUAAAAGACGCCUCCUUUCUGUCCAAGAUCCUCUUCUGGUGGUUUACUGGGCUAGUUGUGAAAGGCUAUCGUACCCCUCUGGAGGCAGAGGACCUGUGGACGCUGCGAGAAGAGGACACCUCCCACAAGAUCAUAUCUGAACUUCAUGAGGACUGGACCACUGAGUGCGCCAAACUUCAAAAGCAGGAGAAGGCGCUGGUGUCGGGCGCCGCGCUGGGAAGCCGACUGCCGGAUCAGGCUCAGCUACUGAGGAAGCUGCAGAAGGAGCAGAGCUCGGGCUUUAUCCUGCUCCGCACUCUGGCACGCAAAUUUGGUCCAUAUUUCCUAACUGGAACCAUGUGCAUCAUAUUCCACGAUGCCUUCAUGUUUGCCAUUCCACAGGUUCUUAGUCUGCUUCUGGGUUUCAUGAAGGAUGAGGAUGCUCCACUGUGGAAAGGCUACUUCUACGCCACUCUCAUGUUCCUGCUGUCGUGCCUCCAGUCGCUCUUCAACCAUCAGUACAUGUACACUUGCUUCACAGUGGGAAUGCGGGUGAAAACAGCUGUUAUGGGCUUGGUUUAUAGGAAGUCGCUGGUGAUAAACAGUUCAGCCAGAAGAACUUGCACUGUUGGCGAAAUUGUCAACCUGGUUUCGGCCGACACUCAGAAGCUCAUGGAUUUUGUGGUGUACUUCAACGCUGUCUGGCUGGCUCCCAUUGAAAUUGCACUCUGUCUGUUCUUCCUCUGGCAGCAUCUUGGACCAUCUGCGCUUGCUGGUAUUGCGACCGUCAUCCUCAUAUUCCCCCUGAAUGGACUGAUAGCAAAGAAGAGAAGCAAGCUGCAGGAGGUCCAGAUGAAAUUCAUGGAUGGCAGAAUAAGACUGAUGAAUGAGAUUCUGAAUGGAAUCAAGAUCUUGAAGUUCUACGCCUGGGAGAAGGCCUUUCUGGAGCAGGUGUUGGGAUACAGAGAAAAGGAACUGAAGGCCUUGAAGAAGUCUCAGAUACUGUAUUCCAUCUCAAUCGCCUCAUUCAACUCCUCUUCUUUCCUGAUCGCCUUCGCCAUGUUUGGAGUGUACGUAACACUUGACAACAGAAAUGUCCUCGAUGCUCAGAAGGUUUUUGUCUCCAUGGCGCUGAUCAACAUCCUGAAGACUCCACUAAGUCAACUUCCUUUUGCCAUCAGCACGACCAUGCAGGCCGUGGUGUCGCUGAGGCGUCUGGGGAAGUACCUGUGUUCCGAUGAACUAAAAGUGGACAACGUCUCAAAGGCUCCAUUGAGUUCUGAUGGAGAUGAUGUUGUGAUGGACAACGGAACCUUCAGCUGGUCUGCGGAGGGACCUCCUUGUCUGAAAAGAAUCAAUGUGCAUGUGCCACGUGGCUCCUUGGUGGCUGUGGUGGGACACGUGGGCUGUGGAAAGUCCUCCCUGCUGUCAGCUAUGCUUGGAGAAACAGAGAAGAGGAGUGGCCAGGUCUCUGUUAAGGGUUCAGUUGCGUAUGUGCCUCAGCAAGCCUGGAUUCAGAACGCCACAGUCCAAGACAACAUUAUGUUUGGCCGAGAAAAGAUGAAGACGUGGUACCAGAGAGUGCUGGAGGCCUGCGCUCUGCUGCCGGACCUGGACAUCCUUCCUGCUGGAGAUGCGACGGAGAUUGGAGAGAAGGGCUUGAACCUCUCAGGUGGACAAAAACAACGAGUCAGUCUGGCCAGAGCGGUUUACAGGAGAGCAGAUGUUUACCUCCUGGAUGAUCCACUUUCUGCCGUAGAUGCUCAUGUUGGCCAGCACAUCUUUGACAAGGUGAUCGGACCCAAGGGAGUUCUGAAAGACAAGACCCGCAUUCUUGUGACACAUGGAAUGAGCUUCCUGCCGCAAGCUGAUCUCAUCCUGGUUCUGGUGAACGGUGAAAUCACCGAAAGCGGGUCCUAUCAGGAGCUGCUCAGCCACCAGGGAGCUUUCGCUGAAUUCAUCCACACGUUCGCCAGCACAGACAGGAAAGAGAGCGCCAUACAGAGAGCUGGUUCCAGAAGGUCCAACGCUCGCCUCAGCAUGGUCGACUUCAUGCCGUUCUCCAGGGACUUGUCACAGGAGCAACUGAUUGGCGGGGACACCACAAAUACAAACCUUCAGAACAUGGAGCCCGUGACUGAAGCUGAGCCGGAGCAGGUCCCAGAGGAGCUGGGCAAACUCACUGAAGCAGACAAAGCUCGUACUGGAAGAGUGCGGUUGGAGAUGUACACAAAGUACUUCAAAACCAUUGGCUUGGCCACGAUCAUCCCCAUCGUCUUCCUCUACGCCUUCCAGCAAGGGGCCUCCCUGGCCUACAACUACUGGCUCAGCAUGUGGGCUGACGACCCGAUUGUCAACGGCACCCAGAUUGAUACCGACCUGAAGCUCUCAGUGUUUGGGGCCCUCGGUUGUGUGCAAGGCGUCGCAAUAUUCGGCACCACCGUCGCCAUUUCUGUCUGCGGCAUCAUCGCCUCGCGGCACCUUCACAUGGACCUGCUGAUCAACGUCCUGCGUUCCCCAAUGUCUUUCUUCGAAUGCACCCCCAGCGGCAAUCUCCUCAACCGAUUUGCCAAAGAGAUCGAUGCCAUUGACUGUAUGGUGCCCGAGGGAUUGAAGAUGAUGUUGAGCUACGUCUUUAAACUCAUGGAAGUCUGCAUUAUCGUGCUUAUGGCCACACCUUUCGCUAUAGUGAUCAUCCUGCCACUCACUUUCCUCUAUGCCUUCGUCCAGAGUUUCUACGUCGCCACAUCCUGUCAGCUGCGGCGGCUGGAAGCAGUCAGCCGCUCGCCCAUCUACACCCACUUCAACGAGACGGUCCAGGGCGCCAGCGUCAUCCGGGCGUUUGGGGAUCAGUCCAGGUUCAUCCUGCAGGCCAACGAAAGGGUGGACUUCAACCAGACCUCUUACUUCCCUCGAUUUGUUGCCACUCGGUGGCUCGCUGUCAAUCUGGAGUUUGUGGGCAACGGCGUGGUGCUGGCCGCUGCUAUUCUGUCUGUGAUGGGGAGAGACACUCUGAGCCCAGGCAUCGUGGGCCUGGCCGUUUCGCACUCCCUCCAGGUCACUGGAAUCCUGAGUUGGAUCGUGAGAUCCUGGACUGACGUGGAGAACAACAUUGUUUCUGUAGAAAGAGUGAACGAGUACGCAGACACUGCCAAAGAGGCUAGUUGGAACAUAGAGGGCAGCUCCCUCCCUCAGGCAUGGCCUCAGACAGGAACCAUUGAAUUCCAUGACUACGGACUGCAGUACCGAAAAGGCCUUGAGUUGGCACUGAAAGGAAUAACCUUGAAUAUCCACCAAAGAGAAAAGGUGGGCAUCGUAGGACGGACUGGAGCCGGUAAGUCCUCACUUGCCCUGGGGAUUUUCAGAAUCUUGGAAGCAGCGAAGGGGAAGAUCUUCAUAGACGGCGUCAACAUUGCUGACAUUGGCCUGCACGACCUGCGAUCACGCAUUACCAUCAUUCCUCAGGAUCCUGUGCUUUUCUCUGGAUCGCUCCGCAUGAAUCUCGACCCGUUUGACUCGUACACAGAUGAAGAGGUGUGGAGUUCACUGGAGCUGGCGCACCUUAAAGCAUUUGUCUCAAAUCUGCCAGACAAACUCAACCAUGAGUGCUCAGAAGGGGGAGAAAAUCUCAGUCUGGGUCAGCGACAGCUCGUCUGCCUCGCACGAGCCCUGCUGAGGAAGACCAAAAUCCUGGUUCUGGACGAGGCCACGGCCGCUGUGGACCUGGAGACUGACACGCUCAUCCAGUCGACGAUUCGCACUCAGUUUGACGACUGCACCGUCCUCACCAUCGCUCAUCGGCUGAACACCAUCAUGGACUACACCAGAGUGAUUGUCAUGGACAGGGGCCACAUUUCAGAGAUGGACUCUCCAGCCAACCUCAUUGCACAGCGGGGACAGUUCUACAGAAUGUGUCGUGAGGCGGGUCUGGUCUAGAUCCACAUGACAGAGCUGGAACACUGGUGGACAAAUGCAGCCCUCGUGGUGCUGCUCACUAAACAGCGGCAGCUGAAAAUGCCACUCGAUGUUGGCAACGUCCUGGACGCUAAGGAAGAGGUGCAGCGGUGCUUGUCCGUCGUAAAAGCCCCCAUGGAUGCUGCCCGCAAUCUGGAAAAGACUUUUGUUAAGCCAUGAACAUCUAAAGGGAAGCAGCCAUGGAUUCUUCAAACUAUGCAUCUUUUUGAUAAGUACUGUUCAGGGGCUGGAAUAAUACUUUCUCAGCCGCAGCAUCAUUUUCAUUCUCUUUUUGAAUGGGUCAUAUAUGCAAUUUUGUAAAUGCAAAUGAAUUGAAUGAUCUUGUCUCAGGCUUUCAUGUCGAUGUUUACCUGUAAUAUAUUUCCGCCUCAUAUAUUAUCUUAAAAAGAGGCGAACUUGCAGACUGACUGAGAUUUCUUUUUAAUGUUUCUGUUGUUCCAGAAAGUGGGACGAUAAAUGCUUUGACACAGUAACCUUCACAAGGUUCACCCUGGCAGGCAUAGGAGGAAAUGAGGUUUUCAAAAUUGAACCUUUUUUUGUAUGUCAGAGAAAUAACAUUGAAGCGAGCCAAGACGUUUACAAAACGGCCAACUAUGUUGGGGCUUUUGUUUAUUUCUGUCAAAGUAAACAUUGAAGAAUGCUGAUAGAAACCCUGCUGGUCAGAUUUAACCUGGAACCGGUGCUAUAAAAACCACCAUGAAUGACGGGCUUGCCUCAUGAAAACAAUAGUGACAUAUCUGGGAUUGUCCGCUUGUCGCCACCACACUAUACAGGCCAUAUAAACAAUACAAAUUGAACCUACAAAAAUAAGGGAAAACAUUAUUGCUUUGUACCAACACUGCAAACUGCCAAUUCCCCUUCCACCCUCACUCUUGAAUGAACCAUUAUAUAAUGAGCUUUACUCCUCUUUAUUCUUUUGUCUUACUGGUUUAGACAAUUUAUCAAAGAAAGAAAUAGGUUAUUUAUGUGACAUGCCAAAUGUAUAAAGUGCUCUUAUAUGUAUGAGGACUGUAUUUAUACUUUUUAUAACAAGCCUGUUUAAGUUUCACUGUGCGUUUACUUUUCCAUGUUCUCGGUCUAUACAUAAA